CAUUUCUCAGCUGAUCAUGAUCAUUCAGGCGCAUUUGUAACAUGACCGAUGAUGAAAUUUUGGAGUUAAAAGUUGUAAAUUAUUGAAAAUGGCACUUAGAAAAAAUGUUCUGAAACAAUUAAAUGUAUUUAAACGCAGUUUAAAUGCUUAUCAAGUGAGAAACAAGUCAAUUACUGGCUAUCAAAGAGCGGAUGAUGCCCUUCAAACCGUGACCGGCGGACGAAUAAAUCGGUGGCUAGACGCUUAUGAAGAUUUCGUUGGGCUCUCAGAAGUUCGACAGGCACAAGAGCAGGUUACUACGGCAGAGACCAAUUACAGAUGCGUUCAAGAGGAGAGACGAGCCACCCAGCAUUCUUUAACCACUGUCCAAAACAAAAUUAAGGGUGUGGCUUCAGAAAUAGAAAAAACUCAAAGAGGUACUGAUACCUAUUUAGAACUUGUUACUAAAGAGAAUGAAAUCAUAAAGGAAGAAAAGGAGGUUCUUGAGCAGCUAACUGCAGCCGAAGAAAAUGAAAAGCGGGUGUUUGCUCUUCUUUCCUCUGCUGUACGAGAAAGUCAUGAAAAAGAAAGGGCAAGGGCAGAGAGAAUGAAAUAUAUGGGGAUAAUUGGUUCAAUUAUAGGUGCAGUUAUAGGAAUAUUUGGAACUACUUUAAAUAACUAUCUUAGAAUGAAAGAAUUAAGAGGUAUUGUAACAGAUGCCACAGAUAUGAAUCAGGUAUACAGAGAGAAGACUGUUGAUCUGGGGAUGACAAUAAACGAACAAUAUGGUAAAAUUUUCCAGCUUUUAAUGGACUUACGAUCAGAAAAAGGAAUUGUAACAGAUACUUCAAAGAAAGGCAAUGUAAAAGGUAAAGCAGUGGCACCAGUGAUAGAAAAAGAUGCUAAGCUUGAAGAGAUUCUGGCAGCUGUUAAGCAGCAUAGUGAAUUGUUUGAUAAAGAAAUGAAGAAUAUCUCACAUGCUUUAGCCAACAGGACAUUUAAACAUUCUGAAAACAGUGAACCUAAUGUAGUCUAUGUAGCACCAGACAUUGAAGCUAUGCUGAAAGACACAGAACAAAAUAUUGAGUGGAAAAUGAAAAUGCAGGCAUUAGGGACGGUGACUUUAAUAUAUGCUGCAGCGGCUAUAUCUGUCCCAAUACUAUAUAAGUUAUUUGGUGGCAGUUGAUAAUUGUAUAAAUGUAGACCUAAAUUACAAUGAUUGACGCUAAAGGCAUUCUCACAGCUUUAACAAUUGCUCAUUGGUAUGUGAUACCUUAUUAUGAGGAUAAUGGAUAUUUAAACAGAUACAAUGAAUGAAUUUUUUCAAAAUUUUUAGGUGUAUGUACAAACAAAUAUUUGCAAGUUUCUGUUUUUG
Molecule: messenger RNA, 1354 nt
Organism: Ruditapes philippinarum (Manila clam)
Lineage: Eukaryota; Metazoa; Mollusca; Bivalvia; Venerida; Veneridae
Product: mitochondrial potassium channel-like
Exons: 2
Coding region: 89-1165 (358 amino acids)
Source: RefSeq, a predicted model, not a curated record